Falco peregrinus (peregrine falcon) is the source of this 1431-nucleotide messenger RNA. RefSeq names its product acetoacetyl-CoA synthetase-like. Gene Ontology annotation, molecular function: acetoacetate-CoA ligase activity. Gene Ontology annotation, biological process: positive regulation of insulin secretion. Bases 456 to 1346 code for a protein of 296 amino acids. NCBI's taxonomy places the organism in Eukaryota, Metazoa, Chordata, Aves, Falconiformes, Falconidae. The record is from RefSeq and is a predicted model, not a curated record. Gene Ontology annotation, cellular component: cytosol. The transcript is spliced from 11 exons.
GGUGGCCCCUCAGCCACGGCGCGGCGGGGAGCGGCGGAGCGGGGAAUGCCUCGGGCCGCGGGUUGCGGGGCACGAAAGUGAGGUAAAAAUGGGAGAUUUCAGGUUUGUUUCCAGUAGCCACAGGGAGUGCGUCAACGCCCGGCCGUGGCAGCUUCACCUGGAAGUCAUGUCAGGUGUAAUUCUGGGAGACCUGUAGAAAACCUGACGCAAAGCUCACCUUUACCCCCCAGAGCAGGACAGACUGGGGGCUUCCCUGAAUUAGAAGGGAAAUCACGACCUUGAAAGUAACAUUUACAGAAGCAGUACGUAUGCACUGUGACUUGAGCAUUGCUAUGGAGCACUUUGUUACCACCGCUUCUUGGUGAAAAUCGGCUGUUGUGACAUUGCAAUUGCCAGUAAGAGCCAGACCUCGCAUUUUGAAAGAAGAGAAGCAAUCGAUUUUAAUCUGAGCCACCAUGUCCCGGGAGCCCGAGAUCAUGGAGUCGCAGGUGAUGUGGGAGCCUGACACGAAGCGCAACACCCACAUGGACCGGUUCCGCGCCGCCGUGGCCAGCAGCUGCGGGCUCCGCCUGGCCAACUACAAUGACUUAUACCAGUGGUCAGUGGAAUCCUUCUCAGACUUCUGGGCAGAAUGCUGGAAGUACAGUAACAUUGUAUGUUCUCGCCUGUAUGAUGAGGUGGUUGAUACAUCCAAAAGUAUUGCAGAUGUCCCGGAAUGGUUUAAAGGCAGCCGUCUGAACUAUGCAGAAAAUCUUCUGAAGCACAAGGACAAUGACAAGAUUGCACUGUAUGCAGCAAGUUACUUACCAAACAGCAUUCAUGCGGUGGAAGCAAUGCUCGCUGCUGCAAGUAUUGGUGCUAUCUGGAGUUCAACAUCACCGGACUUUGGCAUUAACGGUGUACUGGACAGAUUUUCCCAAAUUCAGCCUAAGCUCAUCUUCUCUGUUGAAUCCGUUAUAUACAAUGGCAAAGAACAUAACCACCUGGAAAAGCUGCUCAGUGUGGUGAAAGGGCUUCCAGAUGUAAAAAAAGUGGUGGUGAUUCCGUAUGUCUCCUCAAGGGAAGCCAUAGAUAUUUCUAAGAUUCCAAACAGUGUCUUUUUAGAAGACUUCCUUGCUACCGGGAAAGGAGACCAGGCCCCUCAGCUGGAGUUUGAACAGCUGCCUUUCAGUCAUCCUCUCUUUAUCAUGUAUUCGUCAGGCACAACAGGGGCACCAAAAUGCAUGGUUCAUUCAGCAGGGGGUACGCUAAUACAGCAUCUGAAGGAACACAUUCUUCAUGGCAACAUGACCAGCAAUGACGUUCUUAUGUACUAUACAACGCAACAAGGAUAUUCCUGCCUCUAAUUUCACGAUUCAUGAAGUCCACUGCAGCAGAUUUCUUGCAGCGUGCCAGUACUGCGAGGUUUACAUCCCAAUUUCGGAAAUGAAG